GCAAUAUAAAAAGUUUCCAACAUCCAUUCAUAUUACUUUCACAUUAAUACUUCUUUCCCUUUGCUCCAUUGCUAGGACUUAAUAUAUAUAUAUAUGUAAACUCAAAGACAAGUGCAGUCGGCUCAUCAUCCACCAAUAUCAACUGCAUAUUAUUCAUUGCCCAUUAUGGUCUUCUUAAUUGACACAGACGGGAAAGGUUAUGUCUUUACCUAUGGAAUCUUCGGUGUUCAACACGAAGAACUUACUCCAGAAAAAGUAAAAUCUAUUUCCACCCUCUACAAACUCCUCUCCUCAUCCGCCAAUCGUAUCGACCACCUCCAAGACGAAAGUCACGGGCUUCCUCGCCACGGGCCCAAAUCCACAACUUUCGUUGCAUACUGGUUAUCCUCCUCUUCCUACGAAUCAUGGAAAGAAUCACCCCCUGUCAAGGACUUUUGGGCCUCCUUGCCUGCUGACGCGGGCGUCUGGCGCGAGGUAAUGACGGUUCCCAAAUCCCGCUUCAUGUUCGCCUCUAGUCAACCCGUCCCAUCGGCUAUGGGAACACUACUUCCACUCAAACAAAGUAACGAUGAAGGAUACUGGGGCGUAUAUCGUCAUCGGCUUUCGGAGACACCAGAUUCCCACACCGACCCAUCAGAUACAUUCACUUCACCCUAUAUCACUCCCACCAAAGCGAAACCCAACGAAGAGAGAAAAAUUAUCGAUAUACCCAGCUCCCGUAGCUCCAAGAUCAAACUUGGAAGAGUCACCAUCUCAGACCCUCCCGAAAACCUGAUCUUUGUACGAGAAGGGCAGCGCCAACCUCAUAUUCCUCCCGCGGAAACCGAAGCCUGGCUGAAGCUGAUAAAUCCCCACGCACAAUCCUGGAUAUCGCAUUUGGACACUGAACGCAACAAAAAUGGUGUGGUAGCAUUCACCACUCAUAUUGGACACGAGAAUCUGGCACCAGAAAUUUUAAAUGAGAAAUUCGACCCCAAGGCGGAUUUGGAGCUUGAUACUGAGGCUAUUGCUGAGACGAAUCAACUUGCUUAUUUUUUGGACCUGGCGCAUUUUGAGCAGGCUGGACGUUCGCAUAAGGGCCAUGUAGAGUUGAGGAAGACGGUUAUGAGUCUUUAUGGGCCGGGAGGUCAGUUCGAGAUGGGGAAGGCGGUUUUGUUUGUGGAGCUGUGUGUUUUGAAGUCGAAGGAUUUGGAUGCAGAGUAUAUAGGUUGUGCGGAAGGCACAGGUUUGAUGUGUUUAGCUAAUUUGUAGUGAAUUGUGAAACUCAUGGUAAUCACCUCAUCGCUAGUCAUUGUAGAACUGGGUUAAGACCCUUUGACAUGAAUAAUCCCCCACCCCAUCCUGAUAGCCGGAAUCCUCUAACAAUGGAUCCAUCCCAACUCAUAAUGUAAGUCAUAACAAUAACAGAAAUGGAAUCCGGCCACAUGGUCGUCAAACCAAAUAAAUUUCGCAUUGCCUCGCGAUCCUUCAUCAUAAUCGUAUGGUAAGCGGCUAUCAUCACUAAAAGGAUUUCAAGUCCUCUAUUUCCAUCAAGUGAAAAUUUUUCCCAUGAAGAGGGCUCAAAAUAUACGGCGUACGCAUUCAGCAGCGCGUUCUUAUUCGAUAAGAACACUUUCCGAAAUUACGCGGUAUUUCUUAGGACUCUUAAGGACGCCGCACAUGUUGAGCACUCUGCUCUUCGUCUUUCAUUCCAAUCCUUUUCCUUGAAGCUGCUGUGGCUGAAAAACAAUCUCAUGUAAGAGCGAGAGGCAAGUCCAUAGUGCAGUGACUCAUAUUUUCGAGGUGAGUAUUUGAGGAAUAAGAUAUUGAUAAAACGUAUAUUUCCAAGUUCUUCCUAUCAU
Molecule: messenger RNA, 1841 nt
Organism: Sclerotinia trifoliorum
Lineage: Eukaryota; Fungi; Ascomycota; Leotiomycetes; Helotiales; Sclerotiniaceae
Source: the annotation of a GenBank genome assembly